Colletotrichum truncatum is the source of this 2109-nucleotide messenger RNA. Its product is annotated as phospholipase c. NCBI's taxonomy places the organism in Eukaryota, Fungi, Ascomycota, Sordariomycetes, Glomerellales, Glomerellaceae. The record is from RefSeq and is a predicted model, not a curated record. Gene Ontology annotation, biological process: lipid metabolic process; phosphatidylinositol-mediated signaling; release of sequestered calcium ion into cytosol. Gene Ontology annotation, molecular function: phosphatidylinositol-4,5-bisphosphate phospholipase C activity.
AUGUGUCUCUACCUCCGACGCCGUAAUACCCCCACCGACGACAGAGGUCCCAGGAAGCGGACUCUCACCAUGCCCCUCUUCUCCAACACCAACAAGACCUCGGAAGCCACCCUCAAGAAAUUAGUGGGUUGGACUACCUUGCUAUCACCCACAAGCAAUGGUUACCACCUUCGACCGAACCAGCAGACUCCCCGAAUCAACAUUACGAACGUGGAUGGAGCAACCGAAUUAUCUUCCGUCUCCGCCUCCGAUCCCAAGGGUGUCUCUUCUACCUCGUCCACCUCCAAUGAAUUCGACGCCAGCUUAGCCAUACAGAACCGCCUCAAAAAGGUCUUCGAUGAUCUUCGGUCCCGCCGCUCCUCGAUAUCUCGCUCGCCGUGCAUCACCCGCGGGCAAUUUAUUGCAUUCCUUGAGAAUGUCCAAGGAGAGACCGAUGCUGAGGACAUUCUACCAGAAGACAUAGAGAAGUACAACUUUGGCGAGUUCCUCGAUUUUUGGUGGAGCCGCUACGGCUUGGAUGCCACACGAGCUCUGAAAAGCGAAGAGAAAGACCUGAGUCGACCUAUCACAAACUAUUUCAUCAGUAGCAGUCAUAACACAUAUCUGGAGGGAAACCAGCUUGCCUCAACAAGUUCUCCAGAAGCUUACAAAACGGUUCUCCGGAGAGGAUGCCGGUGCAUCGAAAUCGACGUUUGGAACGGGGACACACCUAUCACGACCCAGGAGGGAACCCGGUCUCCGAAGCCUGAACAUUCUAGGAAUCUCUCUGGCUCGUCGUUCCCCAAUGUUGCGGCAAGCUUGAAGGAACAUGUGGAAGAAUUGAUUGGAGGCGAACGGAGUGGACAGGACCAUGGCCAUACUAGAACUGCCAGCGCUGCCAGCAGGUCACUUGGCCCGUCAGAUAGUGCCGCCGUGCUAGGACCAAGUGCUUCGGUUGAAUCUCUGGAUAACACUCUCCGACCCGCUUCUCCGACCCCUAGCAAAACUCGCCUGCCCUUUCCCAAGGACGAACCAAUUGUUACACAUGGUUGGACUUUUACGAGCCCUUGUGGGUUCCGAGAGGUGUGCCAGGCUGUUCGCGAGUCUGCGUUUGAGACCAAUGAGCUUCCCCUUAUUGUAAGUCUGGAAGUUCACGCCGACACGGAGCAGCAGGAUGUGAUGGUGAGGAUCAUGAAGGAGGAAUGGGGCGAGAUGCUGGUGGACAAAUCAUGCGAAGGCAUCGAUCCACGAUUCCGUCUUCCUAAGCUCGAGGAGAUGAAGAGGAAGAUCAUGAUCAAGGUCAAGAAGGCGCCUCAUAAGAUUGAGGUCCCCCCCAGCACCACUGCUUUGUCACCUAUUCACGCCCAAGAUGAAGAUGCCUCGAGCUCUGAAGAUGAGCGCAGCCAAACACCAACAGCAGUUUCCGUCCAACACAACCCCAAAGUAGGCAUUUCUCAGGCUCUGAGCAGCCUAGCGAUUUACACCCACAGCGAGCACUUUAAGAGUUUCGAAACACACGCAGCAAAGCAGCCGAGCCAUAUCUUCUCGAUAAGUGAGAGUAAAAUCCUCGAGCUACACACGACCAAGGCCCGAGAGAUGUUUACCCACAACAAAAACUUCUUCAUGCGUGCUUUCCCUAGCGGUGCCCGCGUGGACAGCUCAAAUCCCGACCCCAGUCCGUUCUGGCGCAAAGGCGUCCAAAUGGUUGCCCUAAACUGGCAGUAUCUCGACGAAGGUAUGAUGCUGAACGAGGGGAUGUUUGCAGACGAACAAGGCUGGGUCCUCAAGCCUAUUGGAUAUCGCAGCACGGAUAAGAACACAGCCACUGAGGUCGACGCCGCGCCACAAGGUGAUCUCGAACUCACCAUCACUAUUAUCGCGGGCCAGCAUAUCUGGUCUGCCAGCUCCUCAGACAGCGACAGCAGCCGCAGUGGUAAAAAUCUUCGUCCUUUCGUCAAGUGUGAGCUCCAUGUCGAAAUUGGAGCUGUUAAUGGCAAAGCGGCCGAUGAGGACGACUUCAAGCUCAAGACGAAGUCGAAAAAUACGGACCACCCCGAGUGGGAAAACGGAGCGCGGCUCAAGUUCCCAAAAGUCUCGAGGGUGGUAGAGGAGCUGAGUUUCGUCAGGUAA